This is a messenger RNA of Phascolarctos cinereus (koala), 4390 nucleotides long. It is a transcript of the gene VANGL1, whose product is annotated as VANGL planar cell polarity protein 1. The record is from RefSeq and is a predicted model, not a curated record. Gene Ontology annotation, biological process: multicellular organism development. NCBI's taxonomy places the organism in Eukaryota, Metazoa, Chordata, Mammalia, Diprotodontia, Phascolarctidae. Gene Ontology annotation, cellular component: membrane.
GGGGCGGUGCCGGGACAGGAAGCGGAAAGCAGCAGCGGAGCGGCGGCGGCGGGGCUGCGCGGAGCCUCUGCACGGAGCCCAGCGCAGGCCGCAGAGCCGGGGGGCUGCUGGGCGCCGACACCCCGCGCCGGGGUCGUCCGCACCCGCUGGGACCCAGGUGAAUGUUGCAGGUUAAGGUAUCUUUUUCGUAGCCUUUCUCGAAGUCGAAGAGUUGGAAGACCACUCCUCCAAUUCCCUUCCCGCGUCUCAGGAGUGCCCUCGGUGAAAAGCACCAUAACGGUGGGCGGUUUCUCCUGAGGAAAACCAAUCCCUGCCCCUUCCCCAAGGGCAAGGUGCCCUCUGCUAUGGAUACCGAAUCCACAUACUCUGGAUAUUCUUACUAUUCAAGUCACUCCAAGAAAUCUCACAGACCAGGGGAGAGAAACAGAGAGAGACACAAAUCCCCUCGAAGUAAAGAUGGCAGCCGUUCCGAAAAAUCUGUCACCAUUCAGGCCCCUCCAGCAGAACCACUGUUGGGGAAUGAUUCCACUAGAGGAGAGGAGGUACAGGAUGACAACUGGGGAGAAACCACCACAGCCAUCACUGGCACCUCGGAACACAGCAUCUCCCAGGAGGACAUUGCUAGGAUCAGCAAGGACAUGGAGGAUAGCGUUGGACUGGAUUGCAGACGCUACCUUGGCCUGACAGUGGCGGCAGUCUUAGGUCUUCUUGUUUUCCUCACCCCCAUUGCCUUCAUUCUCUUACCUCCAAUUCUAUGGCGGGAUGAGCUGGAACCGUGUGGCACAAUAUGUGAAGGGCUCUUCAUCUCAGUGGCGUUUAAACUCCUCAUCCUUCUCAUCGGGACCUGGGCCCUCUUUUUCCGUCGUCAGACGGUGGAAAUGCCUCGGAUCUUUGUGUUCCGGGCCCUUUUACUGGUCCUCAUUUUUCUAUUUGUGGUUUCCUAUUGGCUUUUCUAUGGUGUCCGCAUCCUGGACUCUAGGGACCGAAAUUACCAGGGCAUUGUGCAAUACGCGGUCUCCCUUGUGGAUGCCCUUCUCUUCAUCCAUUAUCUAGCAAUUGUGCUGCUAGAGCUCCGGCAGCUCCAGCCCAUGUUCACGCUGAAAGUGGUCCGGUCAACUGACGGCGAGUCACGCUUUUACAGUUUGGGAAACUUGAGCAUACAGCGAGCAGCAUUGGUAGUUCUGGAAAAUUACUACAAAGAUUUCACCAUCUAUAACCCAACCCUCUUAACAGCCUCCAAAUCCAGAGCAGCUAAGCACAUGGCUGGCCUAAAAGUCUACAAUGUAGAUGCUGCCCUUAUGGCCAAACUGAAACUUUAUAUAACGGAUGGCCCAGGGAACAAUGCUGCAGGUCAGUCUCGGGCUAUGAUAGCAGCUGCUGCUCGACGCAGAGAUUCCAGCCACAACGAAUUAUAUUAUGAAGAAGCAGAACAUGAACGUCGAGUAAAGAAACGAAGAGCCAGGCUGGUGGUUGCAGUGGAGGAGGCCUUCAUUCAUAUCCGCCGUCUCCAGGCGGAAGAGCAGCAGAAGGUCCCUGGAGAAGUGAUGGACCCCAGAGAGGCAGCCCAAGCCAUCUUCCCAUCCAUGGCCCGGGCCCUGCAGAAGUACCUGCGAACCACCCGGCAGCAGCACUAUCACACCAUGGAGAGCAUCCUGCAGCACCUGGCCUUUUGCAUCACCAACAACAUGACCCCCAAGGCAUUCCUUGAACGUUACCUCAAUGCCGGCCCAACCCUGCAGUAUGACAAGGAUCGAUGGUUCUCUAAGCAGUGGACACUCGUUAGUGAAGAAGCUGUCACGAAUGGACUGAGGGAUGGAGUUGUUUUUCUACUUAAGUGCUUGGACUUCAGCCUUGUAAUUAAUGUGAAGAAAAUCCCAUUCAUCCUGCUUUCAGAAGAGUUCAUAGACCCCAAAUCACACAAAUUUGUCCUUCGUCUACAAUCUGAGACAUCAGUUUAAAGGUUUUAUAUUUGUUGCUUUUAAAAAAAAUAUAUCUAUAUAUAUUAUAUUGUGGGAUUUUUCUCUGGUUUUGGUUUCUCCAAUGCUGACUGAAACUGGCAGGUGACAGACCAGUAUUCUUUGACCAUCUGCACUUUAUUUGGAAGAAAGUAAGGGACACCUGUCCUGAAGAGAGACAACAGGAGGCAUGGCUCCAGUAGCUGACUCUCCUACAGAAGCCUUCUCACUUUUUUGCCAGAGUCUUAUAGAUAGCUGUAAACCAAAUUGGAGUUGGCGUGUUCGUGGGAACCUUGCCUUAUAGCAGCUAGUCCUCUGUCUCAGUGUCAUUCACUCCCACCUUCCCCUGUCCUCCACCAUGUCUUCUCCAUACUCUGUCCCACUGGGUCCCCUUUGUGUACCCACAGGUUCCUAGAGAAGCGCCUCUCUUCGCAGUAACACUCCUGGUGUAUACCCAACAGUGCAGGGCCUAGAGCUCACACUUGGAACGAGAUGACCCUGACUGGCCCAGGAAAGACGAGAAGUUGGUCUUCCCAAUCUGUAUUGUAUGUAAAGGUCCAGCACUGCUUCACAAUUGUGGGCCAUAGGCCAUGACAGAAAAUGCCUUUCUUUUUUCAUCUUUGCUGCCUUCAAAUCCUUCAAAGAAAUCACAGUGAAUAAGUGCACUAUGUUUGUGGUUCUUGCAUUGUUUGAAACCCCCUCCCUGCCUUCCCUUACCCCUCUUCUUUGCUCCCCAAAGAUAACUGUUUUGCUCUGCUUGUCUUACUCAACGCUGCUUCCAUCUUGUAUGGGAGCACCCCUUGGUCUAUAGCUAUCGUUACUGGUUCUUCUCCUUGGAGCUGGGGGGAGUAAGUAGGGUGAGGCCCCAGCCGUUGAGUACAGGCCUCCAUGGCCUCUCUUCACCUGCCCCCAUUGUAGAUUUGCACACACUCAUAAUAGCUGCUUAGAAGAUGUUCGAAUAAAUCUCUCUACCAUCAGUCCUACAUCCCUACUUCUUCUGAGAAAGGCCACCCGUGGGAGAAUUCCAUUCAAAUUCAACAAGCACCUAUUGAGUGCCAGAGACAUAGACUGUGGUUUUGACAUGGACAGGUAUGGCUGAGAGUCAUCAAGCUUUGGGAUGGGGGAGGAGAGAGAGAGAGAGAGAGAGAUUGAGAAAGCAAGAGAGCCUUCCUCCAAGGCUGCCCUGCUAAGAAAGAUCAAACCAUAGCCAUGUGGCAGCUAACUACAUCAAUUCCUGUUUAUUUUCUGACCAUCUUCACUGUGUGGCUUUUUGCCUUCUAAUUACUACAAGGGAGAAGGGGAGCUGUUUUGGCACCUCUUAUGGUCUUUAAACUAUUUCUGUGGUAGGAUGGAGUGGGAGCGGACUAGUAGAGAGGGGUCAAGUGAAUCAGAAUUAGUUACUUACAUGUAACUUAUUGUCAAGGGACUCCUUUCCCAGCUGUGUGUCUGAAGGAUCUGUCUUUAGCUGAUCACCAGCCAUGGUGCUGAGAGAAGCUGGACCCUGUCAAGACAUUGCUGGCGGUGCAAAGCUGUUCAACACUGUGUCUCUCAGGCAGGGCCAUCUUGGAGCAGAAGCAACUUUUUCCUCCAGCUCCUAUGUUUCCGCCACAGACUUUUACAAUUUUAUUUUAAAGCAUUCAGUAUUGCUUUGCAGCCAGGUUUUCUGGGUCCUCUGUUACAUUACAUUACAUUAUAUAAGAUGGUUUCGGUGUCCAGUGUGCAUUGAUUUUAAGAACACUGUUUUUUAUGUUUCUAUGAUUGUUCAGAACCUUAUGUAUACUUUAAAAAAAAUGUCUUUGGAGGUUUACAUGACACCAGUUGCUGAAAAUUGGACUAUGUUCUUGGGUUGGCAGUAUUGUUCUAAUUCUACAGUGAAAUGGGUAAGAAGAAAGGGAUUCCUUGGGGCUUGGCUGAGUGUCAGAAUCCACUAUUCAACUCCUAGGACCCCCCUGCUUAUGGGAAAUACAUAUCACUCAAAGGUGGAGCUGCUGUCCUUUGGGAUUUUGCCCUCAAGGUCCCCUCAAAACUGGAAGUUGCUUAAAAUGCUCAGUCACCUUCUCAGGAAAUAUAUUUUGUGGUGUGGGAAUUCUAUCUUGGUAUAUAAAGGUGUAUUCUAGUACUAAGUGCAGAAUAGAUGGGCAGCUGUGGGAUAGUAAACACAUUUCCUUUUAAAGGGCCAUAGAAUCCUAUGCCCUUCAAGGGGAUGCUGGCAAGACAAAAAUCCUGGUCUUUAAAAUGAAUUCCUUUGUGUUAUUAAUCAGCCCUUUCAUAGCUAACCUGGAAGGAGUUAAAUUGGGCUUUCUUUCUGUGCACUCUUAGUGCAGUUUCUCCUUUGAAUUUCCCCAUCUUUAGGAUAGUGACAGGUGAGUUCCUUUUCACUCUCUGUAGAAGCCCUAUCAUUUGUGCAUUUGCAGCAUGAUUGGGAAAGACUGAAA